Molecule: messenger RNA, 1419 nt
Organism: Adelges cooleyi (spruce gall adelgid)
Lineage: Eukaryota; Metazoa; Arthropoda; Insecta; Hemiptera; Adelgidae
Exons: 2
Coding region: 103-705 (200 amino acids)
Source: RefSeq, a predicted model, not a curated record
CCGCCGCUGGCUGUUGGUUAGGAAAUAUUAUACACACCAGUUUGCCGCCGAGCCGUUAUUAUCAUAUUGUUGUUAAUAUCAUACUAUAUUCCGCGCCGCAAUAUGAAUUGCUAUUCAAAAACCGCGAUCUGGUUGUUGUUGUGUUGCCGGUGUUCGACGGCAAUCAGUCUGGUGCGGAUACAACCCGGCGACUUCGCGGCUGCCUUUGCCAGAAGCCGUGUGCUAUCGUCGUCGACGUCUCCCUCGUCUGUCCAGAACAAGUUCGGAUCUCAGCAGCAACCGCAAGCCGACGACCAAGACACUUCGGACACGCUGGGCUUCGGCAUAGGCCUGGAACUCGGUCUGGACACGCCGUUGAUCGACAGCCUGCUGGAGAGGAUACUGCGCCGCAAGCAACUGCUGCUGAACGCCGCCCUGUUCCAGAACUGGGUUCCCCCGGGAGCCGCGGGACUGUACCCGCAGACGCCGGGCUUCGGCACUCCCGGCUACUACCCGAACCCGGCACUGGCCCCCUAUCCGUAUGCCGGCGCCGCAGGGCCAGGCGUCUGGAGCAGACCGCCGGCAGCGUAUCCCGGUUACCCGUACGGGGGGCUCAACCCGUUUUCCGGGGGCGGAGGCGCCGGUUGGGGAGGCGUGCCUUUCAACAGGUACAAUCCAUUUUUAGACUUUGACAACGAUUUUUCGGCGUUUAAAAAAAGAGAUUAGAAACUCAACCUCCCCCGGCCGCCCUUCUAAGAGUAACUCAGCCAGAGUUGUGCGAAUUAUCAUUUGAAUGAAAAACUAUUCGGAUAAUAACUGUUUAAAUAAUUUUUCAUUCUAUACAAUAUUAUUCAAAUAAUAAUUAUGUUUGGAAUUAUUCGAAUAACACUCUACUCGACUAAUGUGACAUCUAGAUGAUUAUUAUUUAUUUAUUCGAAUGGUUCACAACUUUGCAUGUACUCACACACGGCGAAACAAAAUCAAUGUUGUCUAAGUAGAGUUUUUGGCUGCGGAUUCAAUUUUGAACACAAUAAUAUGUAUUUACAAAUUAUUUAACUUGUAUUAGAAAUAUAAAAAAUAUAUAUAUUUAAGUUUUUAAAACCGUAAUGUUCAAAUUUUUACUGUUCACUAUUCGAAAGCGUUUAAAACAUUUGUACUAAAUAUUAUUAUAACAUUAAAUUAUAUUAUUUUUAAAUUGCUGUAGUUAAGGCCACACGUCACACUGUCGUUUUAGUAUACUUAUAAGUUAUUGCCAAUAACUUGUUAAAACAUUAAUUAUUUUUUGUAUUAUGUAUAACUAUGACUAGUUUAAUUAAUAAAGGACGAAUGACAUUUUUUACCAUUUUAUACAUUCUCCGGCGACUUAAGAUUAAAUUAAAAUUUUAUAUGUAUAGCACAUAAUAUACCUAUUAUGGGACAAAGACAUAUAUUCCACUUCAC